GGCCAGUGCAGGGCUAUAUAAGCCCCCCGGGAUGUACGUAUAACGCGGCUUCACACUGUCUUCUCCUUCUUGAUCAUCCAAACCUCAGCUCUUACCGUCUCAAGAUGGUGAGUACCAGGGUUCCCUCAUCCCUGCUCUCUAUACUGCUGGAAAUAUCUCCAUGGAAAUCAAAGCAACCCUAAUGGAAUAAACAUCAUUUUUUAUGCAUUUAAAAAAAAAUCUUGAAUAAGGUUAAUUUUAAGAUUUGGAACAAACAUCAUGUAAUUCUGGACAUUUAUGUGUACUAAUGAUGCAGCUUUGAGGGUGCUUUAAUUUUUUGGUGUUAAAUUCAGAUGCAUGCCAAACCCUGACAUCUGCAGACCCACAAAUUUUUAUUAUUUAUUUAUUUUUUAUUUCGAAAUGCACAAUAUAUUGCUGUGGCAGGCACGAGACAAGACAUGGCUAACCUGAGGUCCAAAUAUUAGGACCUUGGUUUGUGGUAUGAUUAAUUUGACAAAAAGGUGGAGAAAUAUUGAUAUUCUCUGUAAUAGUAAUUUUAAUUUUGAGACUUUCAUGCUUUUUGAGGUGCCUAAAUGAAUCAAUAAAAAUACAAGUUGGAAUGAAAAAUAUACAACUUUUAAACCCGUAAGUAUUACUGUGUAUUUUAACCAAAAGCCAAAAUGACUGACCUGAAAUUUUCACUCCUGUUAUAAUCCUCCAGGCACCAAAGAAGGCCAAGAGGAGGGCAGCAGCAGGAGACAGCGGCUCCUCCAAUGUGUUCUCCAUGUUUGAGCAGAGCCAGAUUCAGGAGUACAAAGAGGUGAGGUUUGUCUGACCUAGCAGCCCCUUUGGCAGCCUCAGGAUGCAGUAGACAUCUGUGUCAUCUCUGGAUAGAUAAUAGAAAGAUAGAAACUGUUUAAGAAUUGGAAUUACAGCUGGUGUAUUUUCAAAUCAACCUCUUAAGAUGGCAACCAAAAUUAGCAUCUGGUUGAGCAACCUUUCAGAUCCAUUUUCACGACAGUUGCUAUUUUGCCGGCCCCCCUCCUCUCCCCUGACAGUUUAAUAAGCAUCAGAAUGUCAUUAGGAGGGAGCUUUGAAAUCUCUGACACCAUCUGAAGCUCUCCCUGUUUUACUGACCCUUGAACUCCCCUCCAGCUGUCACUUAGACAUCUCGCUAAACCUCUUGCUGAAGGCCGAGAGGCCCAGCAGAAACAGCUGGACUUUGAGAAGCAUAUUUAAAUAUGACGGCAGGACAGUAAAGACAAGGGCUGCAUUUGAUAUUUUUAGAGAGUUUGAAGUUUGCUCCAGAAAGGCCUUCUACUUCUACUACUUCAUAAAUAUAGAAAGAAAGACCCUUAACUGUAAGAAGAAUGUGUAACAGUGAGGCGUUACGGGUGUGUGAUGGUUCAGUAAGGUCAGGGUAUUUCAUUUGAGGGUGGGCUGUCAGGGUACGGGAUAAUGAUGCGGUUUUCAGAGUGCUGGGAAUAGAAGGAACAUUCCUCCUGCGAUAAGUGAUACAGGCAUCUUGGGUGCCACUUGUGGAAUGUAUGACUUGAUGAUUAGGAUGAUCUUAGCACGUCACACUGAUGGAAAGAUACCAGCCGACGGAUUCACCAUCCGAGGAAGGGAGGCAUGCCUGUUUGUAUGUGUAAGUGUGCGUGUAAGAGGAAGAGAAGACAGGGAGAGAGGAGAGUUUGAUGCCAGAGGUUGGGGGUUGAGUUCAAGUUCAGGUCCAAAAGGGUAAUCUUAAAUUUCAUCGGGGUAAGUUGUGCCGGGUGAGAGGAUCAGACAGCUGUUCUCAAAUGAUACUUUCCCAGAUUAACAUGUAAGUAAAAACUCAGAGCCACCUCAAGCAACCCCCUCCUUUUCCUAAAGCUCCACCCAAUGCCAAGUCCAUCCACACACCCUGCUCCCCUUGUGUCUUCUCUGAGUAAUGCUCUUCUUUUUCUUCUUCCCCGCAGGCUUUCACAAUCAUUGACCAGAACAGAGAUGGUAUCAUCAGCAAAGAUGAUCUGAGGGACGUGCUGGCUUCAAUGGGUGUGUGGGAUUCUUUUAAAUAGUAGAAACAUGUAUGAAUGUUUGUUUUCUUGUAGUUAAAUGACUUUUUUAUGUGAUGUUUAGGCCAGCUGAAUGUGAAGAAUGAGGAGCUGGAGGCCAUGAUCAAGGAGGCCAGCGGCCCCAUCAACUUCACCGUCUUCCUCACCAUGUUCGGCGAGAAGCUGAAGGGUACAUUUUUAAUUUGACCAACUGUCGAUCCUUCAUCAAAAAGUCAUCAAUAUCUAAACCAUAGGCAGUUGUCUGUCAGUGAGAAGAUAUAUAACUAGCCUACUCAAGGCCUGGAAGUGAAUAUCAACAGAUCAGGUGUGAUGUUGCCUUAUAUGUAACAUAAUAAGGCAAACACAAUAUCAUAUAAUGUACAGACAUUCCCAGGAUAAAUGAAGAUGUAGGUUAAGAACAUUCAUGCAAUACCCGUAAAAAAUGUUCAUACUGACAUACAUUAAAACCAUGAAACCUACAUAUUUGAAUGGACCACAUGUGUGAAAUUGUUCCAAUUUUUUUUUGUUUGAUGUAAAGUUUGUCCAAACAUGUAGAUUUAUAUUUUCAUCUCACAUAAUUCAAUUUAUAAACAUAUAUUAGAUUUCUGUAUGGUCUGUACUUUUGUCGUAUUUUCUAUUGUAUGUGCAGUUUAUUUUUAUAUAUUUACAUGACUUUACUCAGAUUCAAGGUAGCAGUUUCUGAUAGCUUUUAGAUCAGCAUCUCAUCGACAUAUCUCCUGUUUAAUGAGCACUUUUAUUUAGAAAAUACUGUUUUGAUCAUUUGCUGAUCUCUUCCUGUCUCUGACCAGGUGCUGACCCCGAGGACGUUAUUCUUAGCGCCUUCAAGGUCCUGGACCCCGAGGGUACCGGAACCAUCAAGAAGCAAUUGUAAGCACUUCAUUUCUUAUUUUAAUGCUCAUGAAUGAUACAGUUUCAUGGAGGAUUAUUUGAAUUCAAUGUCUGUCUGUCUGUCUGUCUGUCUUCUUCAGCCUUGAGGAGCUUUUGACCACUCAGUGCGACAGGUUCAACAAGGAUGAGGUAAAAAUCACCCACCUGUUGGAGUAAUACCGCAUGCUUUUGUAGACUGAUUCACAGGCUUCAUUGGUCAUUCAGGAUUUUCCAGGUUAGGGGUGUAGCGUUGUCUAAUUGCAGCAUGUAGAUUUUCAUCAACUUGUUCAUAAAUCAGGGGGGUAUGGACUCCUUAGAUGAGGCAAUAACGUUUAUUUUUGCACACUUUUCAACGUAUUUGAUCAGUUUAGUGAGAACAUGGCUCAACAGCUUUUAUUCAAAUGAGCAGGUUAUCCAUUUCCGGAUUUUUAGGAGAGUACGAACCUUUUUCCAUAGGUUUUUAGUCAAACAUAUAUGUGCAGAUCCCCUACAAUAUUUAUCCAUCCCAAGACUAAAGCAGCAGAUCUCUUUGCACAAAACUUAAAAGAUAAUUUUUAAGAUUAACAGGGGCUGCCAGAGCCUAUUUAAAGUCAAAGUUCCUUAUAGGAGUGUUAAAUCUUUGGUCAAAAUUACACUUGAGAGCUGUUUUAGAGUACAGAGGAUGCUUGGCAGACAAAACAAUGUGAAAAAUCUGUAUUUCAUCAGAGAUAUAUCCAGGGUGCAUCACCUUGUCCCUCCUUUUCCUCCCCAGAUUAAGAACAUGUGGGCCGCCUUCCCCCCAGAUGUUGCUGGCAACGUAGACUACAAGAACAUCUGCUAUGUCAUCACACACGGAGAGGAGAAGGAGGAGUAAAAAGAGCUAGAAGACAAAAGACAGCAAUCCCUUUGCUAUUCUGCCUUCCCUGUCCUAAUCUGUCCUACUCUUCCUUCCCAAUCCCCUCUUGUUGUAACCCAUGUGCUCGGCCGCUCACACCAAAGACUCAUGCUGACACGUGAGAGGGUCGGUGCACAUGAUGUGUCUAUGUUUGCUUAUGGGGAAUAGGGGUGAUUUUCAAUAAAAUUAUCCUGUAACAUCAUUUCCAUCCACAAGCUUUUCUCACAAACCUUUUCUUUCCUUGCAACCAUUCAUCUGUCUUCUCACCUCUUCAUGUCUGCCUGCCUUGUCACUUCAUCCUGAGGUGUUUGUGUGAAUGAGAUGUGUCCCUCUGCUCCCCUCCUAGUCUGAGGAGAGAGGGGGUCUGCAAUAUCUGAGGACCUCAUUCCAAAUUUUGAAGAAGUCCUCUUUCUGGGUGGAAGAGGUGGGAGGAGGAGCAUUUGCAGGUUAGAGAGGACAAAAGUUGCCUCCUUAAAGUGACAACAACUUUUGUCCUCGAAGGUAAAAGAAACGAAUGAAGGAGAGAAGGGAAAGGAUCGAAAGAAAACAUUCAAGUCUUCGAUGUCUUUCCCUUCGCUCCUUGCAUGAGUAAAAUCCUCUUCUUUUCCAUAAGCUGUCUCAACGUCAGAAACUGGACUCUUCCUCUGUAAUGAAUAAAAGGGACGAACUGUGAAUAAAAUCUCUUUCCUUUUGUAAAAUAGUGUCUCUGGUCAGUGGCUCUGUGGGACAGGGAUAAGGGUAGUAACAGGUCGAAUAAAGCAAUGAGUCCUUCACUCAAGCAAAGCUGGCGCCCUCUGGUGAACCUUCUUGGAACUGCAUGUAAUCGUGCCAUUGAGGGACAUUUGAUUGAGAAAGUCCUACACUGUUGUCAGUCUGUAUAUUACUGCACUGACACCACAAACAUGAGCAGGCCACGAUAAAAAGCAAAUAAAAAAUCUAAAAACAUACAGUAAAUUUUUGAACAUAUGUAAGAGAAAAAAAGAGUAUAAAAUAGUAUGAGCAUAGCGAUAUCAGC
Molecule: messenger RNA, 4792 nt
Organism: Xyrichtys novacula (pearly razorfish)
Lineage: Eukaryota; Metazoa; Chordata; Actinopteri; Labriformes; Labridae
Source: the annotation of a GenBank genome assembly